Messenger RNA from Paramecium primaurelia, 1390 nucleotides. Lineage: Eukaryota; Ciliophora; Oligohymenophorea; Peniculida; Parameciidae. The record is from the annotation of a GenBank genome assembly.
AUGAAUUAAAUAACAUUAAUAUUAUUGAUCUCCAUUUUUGGAGUGAAUGGAUAUAUUUAGACUGAAAGAUGGUUUGAAUAAUAAUUGAUUGAUCAUUAUGAUAGAACUAACAAAUAAACUUUUAGAUAAAGAUAUUGGACAGUUGAAGAAUACUUCUAGCCAGAAGGUGGAGCAAUAUUAUUUUGGAUCUGUGGAGAAUACACAUGUAAUUUAAAAAAUAUAGAAUAACUAAAGGUCCAGGAAUAAGGAAAGAGAGACUAUUUCCAGUUGAAUUAGCAUAGACACAUAAAGCAUUGAUUGUAGUAUUGGAACAUAGAUUUUAUGGUAAAAGUAUGCCAUUUGAAAAAGAUGCAUUAAAAAUAGAGAAUUUAAAGUAAAAUAAUGAAUUAAUAAUAUAAGAUAUCUAGGUAUAAGAUAAGCAUUAGAUGAUUUAGCUUACUUUUAAUUGUAUAUUGUAUAAAAUAAAUUAUUUGGAGUAAAAUAAAGUAAUCCAUGGAUUGCAAUAGGAGGUUCAUAUCCUGGUGCAAUGGCUGCAUGGUAUAGAUAUCAAUACCCACAUUUAGUAGUUGGUGCAUUAGCAUCAUCUGCAGUUAUUUAAAUUCUUACAGAUUUUCCAAAAUUUGAUACAUAAGUUUAUUAAAGUGCUUUAAAAUCAGGAUAAGAAUGUGCUGAUAAUUUAAAGGCUUUAAAUUAAUAUGCAGAAGAUAAUCUAGAAACUAUAAGAAGGAGAUUGAAUGCAGAAAAAUUAACUGAGGAUGAAUUUUUAUUUUAUUUUACAGAUGCUAUCAUUUUAAAAGUUCAAUAUGGUGGAAGAAGUAGAUUAUGUAAUGAUUUGAAGGGGAAGACUAUUAAUGAAUAGAUGGAUUAUUUUAUAGAGAGAGCUCUAAUUGAGGAUAAUCCAUAAUCAUAUGGAUCAUAUUAUUUGAAGGAUGAUGUUUAUGAUGAAAAUAAUCUUAGAUCUUCGAGGUAAUGGAUGUAUCAAUGUUGUACAGAAGUUGGUUGGUGGUAAAUAGCACCAGAUUAAAAUUCUUUGAGAUCUAAUAGAUUAGAUAUUGAAUUUUAUAAAUAACAUUGUAAAAAUAUAUUUGGUGAGGAAUUGAAAUUAUGGCCAGAUGAAGAUAAAGGAAAUGCUUAUUUUGGAGGAUUUGAUUUAUCAAUUGAUAAUAUAAUAUUUACUAAUGGUGAUGAAGAUCCAUGGAAAUGGGUGAGUAUAAUUGAAUAAUAAGGAAAUAUGAAUGUAUAUCAUAUUAAUUGUACUGAUGCUGGACAUUGUGUUGAAUUGUAUACACCUACUGAUUAAGAUUGUGAUUAAUUGAAAUAAGCUAGGAUAGAAAUUUCUUAAAUAUUUGGUAAUUGGAUUAGAGAUCACUAUUCAAAAUAAGAAUUAUGA